Molecule: messenger RNA, 3800 nt
Organism: Prosopis cineraria
Lineage: Eukaryota; Viridiplantae; Streptophyta; Magnoliopsida; Fabales; Fabaceae
Product: calcium-transporting ATPase 9, plasma membrane-type-like
Exons: 34
Coding region: 284-3562 (1092 amino acids)
Biological process (GO): calcium ion transmembrane transport
Cellular component (GO): intracellular membrane-bounded organelle; membrane
Molecular function (GO): ATP binding; calmodulin binding; ATP hydrolysis activity
Source: RefSeq, a predicted model, not a curated record
GUUCCUUCUUCUGCAUUUGUGGUUCCCAGUCGUGUUGAUCGAGUUCGUUCAUCCCAAAUGUUGCUGCAGGCCUAAAGCAAGUUUCGCAGCAUUACAUUAUGUCCCCCUCAUCCGGAUUCAUACGCUCUCUUUUAUUCCUCUGUUAUCUGUCCGUUUGAACAGCUAGAACGUCGUGCUUAAUUUGCUUUCACCUACGGUUGAUCUUCUUCAAAAAUCUCGCGUGCGUCAUUGAUGAAAAUACAUAUUUCUGUGACGAUUUGAUUUCCGAUCGAUUGUAUUAACCAUGACCUCCACAUCUCGAGGCUCCAACGGUGCCUCCAAUCAUAAUAAUGGCUUCAUCACCGUCACCAUCGCCGCGCAUCCGGAUGGCGAACCUCCUUCUUCCUCCAUCGUCCAUGACGAAGACUUGCCGGUGGAUCCGGAAGAUCCUUUCGAUAUUGCUCAGACCAAGAAUGCGCCUCCCGAGGCCCUCCGGCGAUGGAGACAAGCAGCACUUGUGCUCAAUGCCUCACGGCGUUUUCGUUAUACUUUGGACCUGAAAAAAGAAGAAGAGAAACAACAAAAGAAAAACUUGAUUAGAGCCCACGCACAAGUCGUAAGAGCAGCAUUGCUUUUCAAAUUGGCCGGUGAACGUGAAAUAGUAAUAACUACCCCUGCGCUAUCCCCAGCUCGAGUCAGUGUCAGUGAUUUUGCAGUUGGGCUUGAAGAACUUGUCUCAAUGUUUAAGGAUCAUAACAUUUCUGCUUUAGAGCGAUAUGGAGGGGUUAAAGGUUUAUCGAGUUUACUACAAUCAAGUCCCGAGAAGGGGAUUAAUGGGAGUAAUGAUGAUCUAUUAAGAAGGAGAACAGCAUUUGGAACAAAUACUUAUCCUCGGAAAAAGGGGAGAAGUUUCUUUAUGUUCCUAUGGGAAGCUUGGCAAGAUCUGACCCUAAUCAUAUUGAUAAUAGCAGCUGCAGUAUCAUUAGUAUUGGGAAUAAAAACAGAGGGUCUGAAAGAAGGGUGGUACGAUGGGGGAAGUAUUGCUUUUGCAGUUUUUCUUGUCAUUGUAGUUACAGCUGUUAGUGAUUAUCGGCAAUCUCUGCAGUUUCAGAAUUUGAAUGCAGAAAAACAAAAUAUACAACUAGAGGUCAUUAGAGGUGGUAGAAUAGUAAAGAUAUCAAUAUUUGAUGUUGUUGUUGGUGAUGUUGUGCCUCUUAAAAUAGGAGAUCAGGUUCCUGCUGAUGGAGUUUUAAUCACCGGCCACUCACUUGCCAUUGAUGAAUCUAGCAUGACUGGUGAAAGCAAGAUUGUUCAUAAAGACCAUAAAGCACCAUUUUUGAUGUCUGGCUGCAAAGUAGCAGAUGGAGUUGCUGCUAUGCUGGUAACUGGAGUUGGUAUCAAUACUGAGUGGGGACUGUUGAUGGCAAGUAUCUCGGAAGAUACUGGCGAAGAGACUCCAUUGCAGGUACGUUUGAAUGGAGUAGCGACUUUUAUUGGUAUAGCAGGGCUUUCAGUAGCUGCCAUUGUGUUGGCUGUCCUCUUGGGAAGAUACUUUUCUGGAAGUACAAAGGAUCUGGAUGGAAAUGUUGAGUUUGUCGGUGGACAGACUAGCGUUAGUAGCGCAGUAGAUGGGGUCAUCAAAAUUUUUACUAUAGCUGUCACUAUUGUGGUUGUUGCAGUACCUGAAGGUCUUCCCUUGGCUGUCACCUUAACCCUUGCUUACUCAAUGCGAAAGAUGAUGGCUGACAAAGCCUUGGUUCGAAGGCUCUCAGCUUGUGAAACUAUGGGUUCUGCUACAACAAUUUGCAGUGAUAAGACAGGAACAUUGACAUUGAAUCAGAUGACUGUAGUUGAGGCAUAUGUCGGGAAGAAGAAUAUCAAGCUACCGGAGGACUUACCAAAUUUGCACUCAGAAGUUGUAUCUCUAAUAAAUGAGGGUGUUGCACAGAAUACUAGCGGAAAUGUUUUUGAGCCCAAGGGUUGUGGAGAAGUAGAAAUUUCGGGAUCUCCUACAGAAAAGGCAAUCCUUUCUUGGGCUGUCAAGUUGGGAAUGAAAUUCGAUCUUGCCAAGUCAAAUUCAACAAUUCUACAUGUCUUCCCCUUCAACUCGGAGAAAAAGCGAGGGGGUGUUGCGCUGAAGCUGGCGGACUCCAGUGUGCACAUUCAUUGGAAAGGAGCUGCGGAGAUAGUUCUAGGCUCAUGUACUCAAUACCUUGAUUCAAAUGGUCAUUUGCAAUCAAUUGAUGCCGAGGACUUUUUCAAGCAGGCUAUUGAUGACAUGGCUGCUCGCAGCUUGCGGUGUGUUGCCAUUGCAUAUAGAUCAUAUGAAACGGACAAAGUUCCCUCUAAUGAGGAUGAUUUGGCCAAGUGGUCCUUGCCUGAGGAUGAACUUGUUUUGCUUGCUAUUGUUGGUAUAAAGGAUCCCUGUCGCCCUGGAGUCAAAGAUGCUGUCAAAUUAUGCACUGAAGCUGGGGUUAAGGUACGCAUGGUCACUGGAGACAAUAUUCAGACGGCAAAGGCAAUAGCUUUGGAGUGUGGGAUACUUUCUUCAAAUGAAGAUCUCGCUGAGCCAAAUGUAAUUGAAGGAAAGAGAUUUCGUUCGUUAUCUGAAAAUGAUAGGGAACAUGUUGCUAAACAAAUAACAGUUAUGGGGAGAUCUUCUCCAAAUGACAAGCUUUUGCUUGUGCAAGCACUGCGCAAGGGAGGAGAAGUUGUUGCUGUCACAGGAGAUGGCACUAAUGAUGCGCCUGCACUUCACGAGGCAGAUAUUGGUCUUUCAAUGGGCAUUCAAGGAACUGAAGUUGCAAAAGAAAGCUCAGAUAUCAUAAUCCUGGAUGAUAACUUUGCAUCGGUAGUGAAGGUUGUCCGAUGGGGCCGUUCUGUAUAUGCAAAUAUUCAGAAAUUUAUCCAGUUCCAGCUCACAGUUAAUGUUGCAGCUCUUGUUAUAAAUGUUGUGGCUGCAAUAUCUUCUGGUGAUGUUCCUUUAAAUGCAGUGCAGCUUUUGUGGGUCAACCUUAUCAUGGACACUCUUGGGGCCCUUGCAUUGGCCACUGAACCACCAACGGACCAUCUUAUGCACAGAUCACCAGUUGGCAGAAGGGAAUCUCUUAUAACAAAUAUUAUGUGGAGGAACUUGCUCAUACAGGCUUUAUAUCAAGUUACUGUUCUACUUGUUCUGAACUUCGGCGGCGAUCAAAUUCUGCGAAGUCAUUACUCUAGAGCUCGUACACAUCAACUGAAGAAUUCUUUGAUAUUCAAUGCAUUUGUCCUCUGCCAAAUAUUCAAUGAGUUCAACGCUCGGAAACCAGACGAAAUGAAUGUCUUCCGUGGAGUGACUAAGAACCACCUCUUCAUUGGAAUUGUUGCAAUCACCUUUGUACUUCAGAUACUCAUCAUCGAGUUCCUUGGAAAGUUCACGAAAACCGUGAGGCUUGAUUGGAAGAUGUGGCUUAUUUCUCUUGCUAUAGGGCUGUUCAGCUGGCCCCUGGCUGUAGUGGGAAAAUUAAUUCCUGUUUCAAAAACACCACUCUCACGGUACAUGUUAAAGCCAUUGAGGCGAUGCUGGAAGCCUCGUGGUUUAUGAUAAGUUCAAAAUUCAAAUGGCGGUUCUUAAAGUGAUCACCAACCAUCAACUAUUGGGAGAAUUACACAUAAGCCCAACUCAAGAUAAUUAAUUACUGUUAGGUGCAAGUGGGAUCUUAAAGUAAUUCUCCCUUAACUAUUUAAGUAAAUAAUACUAUGCUUCCUUGAAUGUUCACUUCUUUCAUUUGUAGAAUACUGUAUAGUGUCUAAUGGCUUAAAGGGUAAAUUUGUCUUGGAAA